Messenger RNA from Papaver somniferum (opium poppy), 1938 nucleotides. Its product is annotated as probable BOI-related E3 ubiquitin-protein ligase 2. The transcript is spliced from 5 exons. The coding region runs from base 885 to 1877 and encodes 330 amino acids. Gene Ontology annotation, molecular function: ubiquitin-protein transferase activity. The record is from RefSeq and is a predicted model, not a curated record. Lineage: Eukaryota; Viridiplantae; Streptophyta; Magnoliopsida; Ranunculales; Papaveraceae.
AAUAUCUUCGUUUUUCAGGAGUUUAGCAUUGUUCCUUUUUUAGUACACCCACAAAUUAAUACGAUGAGGACAACUUGUUGAAUCCGUGAUCCUACCUUCGUCAAAUCGAUUGUGGUAGAGUUAUUUUUCAUUCGGUCCUUUAUGUAUUCAUAGGUACAUCUAAGUUUCUAACGUUGGCUGUUGUUGCGAGGAUCCAUCAAUACAUGUAAUUGGACCUGUGUGAUGGGAGAACUUGACCUCUUUGUGGAGUGGAACUGGAAUGCAGUUCACCUGUAGAUUCGGUUGUAACCAAUUUAAGCACGGGCGCACCGCUAGUCCAAUCAAAAAGUAGAGGAAGUUAAUCAGCAGAGCAAUUAAUGGAGAACUAUAAAAAAAUCUGAAUUCGGUGGGUGCACGAAAAGAGGGUUUAGUGAGAGGGAAAGUAAAAGAAGAGAGAGAAAGACAGAAUGAACGAUUCCAAACCUCAUUCAGCUCCGUCUCUAACUCUUCUAGUUCUACUACUUCUCAUCAGGUUUUUUUCUUUCCUAGAAACAACAACUGAAAUCCGUUUUAAUAACCGACGGUUUCUUUCCCACCCUCUAAAUCACAUUAAUCCGUUUCGACAAUAUCUUAAAUCAGAUAAACUCCCGGAUCAAAUCAAAUAUCAAAAUUUUCUGAAUUUGUGUUUGGAAAUUAAAAAUAUUGUCAGAUUUUUAAGGAUUUGCUAAGAUCUGAUGCGUUGAAUUUGCAGUAUUGAAUAAAAAUAUCUGUCUCGGCAAUAUCUGGUUGUUAUAUUGCUUGUGAAAGUUCUGAUUUCAGUGUUCAGGUAUCUUAGGGGAAGAUGUUUGGGGGAGAUAAUAACCACCACGUUUUUCCUGGUUUUAUUGAGGAAAAUCAGUUUCAAUAUGAUGCCAAUGCAUCAACGCAGCUGCAGUUAUUUGGAAAUUGUGAGUUCCCAUUCGUUUCCAACAGGCUGUAGUGUCGAUCCAGUGAACUAUGUCACAACUGAACACAUCUCCGCCCUAAAUCGGCCAACUAAGCGAAGCAGGGAAACAGUUGACAUCACGAGGCAGCAAAAGCUUCAGAUUUCCUUGAAUAAUAAUUUCUACCAAGAGGAUGCCGACAAAUCAGCAAGCAUUCCUAACCUUAAUCCUAAUCCAGUAUCAACUGGGCUUAGGCUGUCAUAUGACGAUGAUGAGCGCAAUAGUUCCGUGACUUCCGCAAGUGGGGAUAUUGUAUCAGGUCUUCCGAUCAUCAUGUCUUUAGGUGAUAAUCUCAGAACUGAAAUGGAUCGGCAGAAAGAGGAAUUUGACCAUUACAUCAGAGUUCAGGAAGAACAAAUAGCCAAAGGAGUGAGGGAAAUGAAGCAGAGACACAUGGCUUCUUUUCUUGGUACCAUUGAGAAAGGAGUGACCAAGAGACUACGCCAAAAGGAAAUUGAGAUUGAGAGCGUGAAUCGCAAGAACAAGGAACUUGUUGAGAGAAUAAAGCAGGUAGCAACGGAAGCUCAGUCGUGGCAUUACAGAGCAAAGUACAAUGAAUCGGUGAUCAAUAACCUAAAGACCAACCUCAAGCAAGCAAUUGCACAAGGCGCUGACCAAGGAAGAGAAGGCUGUGGGGACAGCGAGGUUGACGACGCAGCCUCUUCUUACAUAGACCAGAAAAACCAUCUUCAUCUGAGUAGUAUACCAAGCGGAUCUGGGAAGCCCGUGAAUGGGAACCAGCAGCACCGAAGGUUGAAAGAGCAGAUGACUUGUAGAUCCUGCAAAGGCAAAGAAGUCGCAGUGCUGUUUUUACCUUGUCGACACCUUUGCCUGUGCAAGGAUUGCGAAGUGUUUAUUGAUCUUUGUCCUAUUUGUCAGGUCAUGAAGACUGCUACUCUUCAGGUUUACAUGUGAAUGUAUGUUGAUCAACUAAAUAUAUAAAAACCCAAAACCUAUCUAUACUUUUUUCUUUUCA